Messenger RNA from Cryptococcus wingfieldii CBS 7118, 819 nucleotides. Its product is annotated as GDSL Lipase/Acylhydrolase. Lineage: Eukaryota; Fungi; Basidiomycota; Tremellomycetes; Tremellales; Cryptococcaceae. The record is from RefSeq and is a predicted model, not a curated record. The transcript has 7 exons. The coding region runs from base 1 to 819 and encodes 272 amino acids.
AUGUCCGUCUCCGCAUAUACCGACACCAUCAUGCUCUUCGGCGACUCGCUUACCCAGGCGUUGUCGGCUGGCUCGUUCUCCCAGAGGAUGUCAGAGUGGUAUCUCAGGAGAGCUGACGUCGUAAAUAGAGGUUUUGGAGGGUAUACUUCGGAAUGGGCUAUUUCUGUGUUUGAACAAGUAUACGCCACACAGGAAGAGAGGAAACAAGGCAAAGCUCAGAAUGUCAAACUGAUCACCAUCUGGCUCGGCGCCAACGACGCUUGCCUCCCCGGCACUCCUCAACACGUCCCCGUCGACAAAUACAAGGCCAACCUUGUCCAUCUUCUCAGCCUUCUCACCUCUGCUGCGUCUCCUUACUAUUCGCCUGAAACAAAGAUCAUCCUCAUCACUCCUCCACCUGUGUGCACUUCCAAGUGGCUCACAAGCCGGAUCUCGAAAUGGGAGUUCUUUGGCAAGGAGGGAGAGAAGCCGGACCAGAAUAGGGAUCAGGCUGUGGCAAAGACGUACGCGGAGGGGUGUUUGGCAGUGGCCAAGGAGCAAGGAGUUGAGGUUGUGGAUCUCUGGGGGGCUAUCGUGAAGGCUGCAGGUGGUGAAGGCGACGCAGAGCUCGACUCUUACUUAUAUGACGGCGUCCACCUCACGCCUCCCGCAUAUGCUGUUCUCUUCGAGGAAGUGAAGAAAGUCAUUGUGACUAAGUUCCCUGAGCUCAACCCCGAGACCAUGCCCAUGAGGAUGCCUCACUGGGCGGAUAUUGAUCCUGAGAACCCUCGACCUGCUUUUGAAAAGGUCAAGAAGGGGCGUUUGCAAGGCGAGCUUUAA